This is a messenger RNA of Phacochoerus africanus (Common warthog), 3012 nucleotides long. RefSeq names its product UDP-GlcNAc:betaGal beta-1,3-N-acetylglucosaminyltransferase 4 (gene B3GNT4). NCBI's taxonomy places the organism in Eukaryota, Metazoa, Chordata, Mammalia, Artiodactyla, Suidae. The record is from RefSeq and is a predicted model, not a curated record. Gene Ontology annotation, molecular function: hexosyltransferase activity. Gene Ontology annotation, cellular component: membrane. The coding region runs from base 1801 to 2871 and encodes 356 amino acids. The transcript has 3 exons.
UGGAGGGGGGGGUGUGGUCAGAGCUCUAGGGCUACAGCCCGGCCCUGCCCCAGGUCAGAGCCCAGCGGAGCGAGCUCCUGGUCGGUGUCGGCUCGGCGUCAGGGCUCAGGUAGGUCCGCGAGGGAUGAGUGGUGUCUGGCUUGGGGCGCCUAGGAACCCAGCUGCUGGGAGGGUCUGAGGGGCGCCAAGACCUCGCCUGGGAGGCGCAGACUUGGCCGCGCUGGCGUCGUGGUCGCACUCCCUGCGGGAGCGGUCACCGGCCCCCAGUGGACUGUUGGGGCCAGGUGGGCUCCUGCUGCCUCUCGGUUUCUUUCGCUCCGCUGGGCGGCCGGAGCCAGGGCUUGUAGACGGGGCCAACCUGGGCCCUUGCGCUGGACUCCACCGGGCAGCGCAGCUCCCUGUGCUCAGGCCAGGAGGGGUGUCCGCCGCGGGGCUCUGGGGACCCUACAACAGCCCCUUAGAGACGCGCGAGUGGAGAUGUACCAGCUCUCGACCCUUGCCCUCAUUGGAGCGUGAUGGGUCACCGAGACCUGUGAGGAGGACCCGACCGAGGCAGCUGUCACCCUAGAGACAAUGUCAGAACCUUGGAGCUCAGCAGCCACUUGAAGGGGGGCGUGUGCUCGCUGAAGCCCCUGCAGUUUAAGGACUAGGCUUGGCGGCUCGCAGUGCGGAGGGAGGCUUCAGCAGCCACCAGCAGUCUCAGCUGUGCUCGUGUCCUGACUGAUCCAAGUUUGCUGGCUGGUCUCCUGUUUCCAUACUUGCCUCCACCAUCCAUUAUCUAAGCAGCAGCAGCGGUGACCCUCCAAACAAUGUAAAUUAUUCUACUGCCUCUGCUAAAUCUCUGUGGUGCUUACAGAGUUCUUUCCCAAACCCCUCACCAUGGUCCCUGAAGGUGACCUUCCUCAGGCUAUUGUUCGUGAUUCACCACCUACCACGUUCCUCCUUGCUCUUUACACUCCAGCCACACUACACACCUCCUUCUUCAGGAGCUCUAUACUUAACUAUUUCUGAUGCCCAGAACACUGUCUCCCAGAUCUUUAAUGCAGUUUGGUUCCUCAUUCCAUUCAGUUCUUGCCCAGGUGUUCUCAACUACCAGAGGCUAAAAUGGCCUUCCCGGUUACCGUGUUCCAUUACACUGCUUUAACUUCUUCUCAGCACUCUCUGAAGUGCUACCUGGCGUUUUGGUCUCUUUGUGAGGGCUGUGACUCUGCCUGUCUGGCCUGCAUCCCUGGCAGCUCGAAGAGAUGCUUUUGCAGUAGUGGCAGCAGGAACAGCCGGGAUGAGGUUAAUGGGGCAUGAAGACUGGAUGAAAGUGAUGGCAGCUACAUCAGGACACAGCAGGGGAGGUAAAGAGGAAGUGAUGAAGGCCUGCCUUUGCUGCUGUGGACCUUUGGCAGGUUACUGUGCCGAGUUAUCCUUUCUCAGCCUUCUCUUUUGGAUUGCUCGGAGAAAACCAGGACUCCAUAGGUGGUAGGGACAGGUGAGGGUGGUGGCAGGGGAGCCAUCCCGGUACAAGUCUCCAGCUUUCCUACUUGCUUUCCUGCUCUUCCUGUAUGUGUUUUUUCCCUAAAGCCCCAUUCCUCCCCAGGAAACCCAGGCUACUUCAGGCAGAGGUGAAGGAUGUGUGCUGUGGUGGCCACAGCCACCUGCUGCUGCACUGCAGUGAUUGGAGCAAACUCCCUAAGGGCAGUGCCAGGGGCUGUCAUCUCUAAGGCACAAAACACAGGGCCUGCCACCAAGACUCAAGACUUUUUUCAAAAUAACCUGUGCCAUUUUCACUAAAGCUCACUAGGACCUGCCAUGUUCCGCAGGGUGGGCUGGCUGGUCCUAUACAGCCUCGUGGUACUGCUCAGCUGUCUGUUCUUCCUGAAGAGAGAUGCCCAGCCAGCAAGGGGGCCUGUGGUGAGACAGCCCUUCUGGGCUCCCUCAGGGCCCCGGCACAGCUCGUGUCCACCCAACCACACAGUGGCUAAUUCUUUCCUGUUCCUGCCUAACCGUCACCGCCUCUUCCUGACCUAUCGCCACUGCCGCAACUUUUCCAUCUUGCUGGCGCCUUCAGGCUGUACUGAGGACACCUUUUUGCUCCUGGCCAUCAAGUCACAGCCUGGCCAUGUGGAACAGCGUGCAGCCAUCCGCAACACAUGGGGCCGUGCAAGAAGCUGGGCUAAGGGCCGGCAGCUGAAGCUGGUAUUCCUCCUAGGAGUGGCAGGACCCACACCCCCAGCCCAGCUGCUGGCCUACGAGAGUCGGGAGUUUGAUGACAUCCUACAGUGGGACUUUGCUGAGGACUUCUUCAACCUGACACUCAAGGAGCUACACCUGCAGCGCUGGGUGGCAGCUGCCUGUCCCCAGGCCCAUUUCAUGCUAAAGGGAGAUGAUGAUGUCUUUGUCCAUGUCCCCAAUGUCCUAGAAUUCCUGGAUGGCUGGGACCCAGCCCAGGACCUCCUAGUGGGAGAUGUCAUCCGCCAGGCUCCGCCCAACAGGAACACCAACGUCAAAUAUUUCAUCCCUCCUACCAUGUAUAGGGCCAACUAUUACCCACCCUAUGCUGGGGGCGGAGGGUACGUCAUGUCCAGAGCCACUGUGCAGCGCCUCCAAGCAGCCGUGGAAGAGGCCGAACUCUUUCCUAUUGAUGAUGUCUUUGUGGGGAUGUGCCUGAGAAAGCUGGGGGUGAGCCCCACGCACCAUGCCGGCUUCAAAACAUUUGGAAUACAGCGGCCGCUGGACCCUCUGGACCCCUGCCUGUACAGAGGGCUUCUUUUGGUACACCGCCUCAGACCCCUGGAGAUGUGGACCAUGUGGGCACUGGUGACAGAUGAGGGGCUCAAGUGUGCAGCAGCCCCCUUGUCCCAGCUUCGAGGGGUGGGUUGAGUGAGUGGACUUAAUUUUCCAAUCACAAGGAAAAAUUGAGAACCUUGAAACUUGGCCCUUGAUGGUCUACAGGAAAUGCUGAUUUCAUUUUUGUAACCCCCUCUCACACCUUGCUAAUUUUGAUUAAAAUGCUGAAACCCA